Molecule: messenger RNA, 2017 nt
Organism: Liolophura sinensis
Lineage: Eukaryota; Metazoa; Mollusca; Polyplacophora; Chitonida; Chitonidae
Exons: 3
Coding region: 21-545 (174 amino acids)
Source: RefSeq, a predicted model, not a curated record
CAUAUACUAAAACAAAAGAAAUGGCUGAUGCUGAAUACGAGGAGUCGAGUCUUUUGUCGGAAAGUAUGGAGAGCAGCAGUAGCAGUGAUGGAAAUGCGGACUUUGAUGAAGAGGUAGACACCUGCAAAGCUACUACUUUGGACAUAAACCCGUAUAUGUUCGAACCAGAGUGGUCAUCGGACGGAGACGAGACACCCGAGGUGGAAGGAAAUGUCACGGACAUUGAGCCUGAGGGUCCUGACCGACGUGAGAACACUGAAUGGUGUACUUGUGGUCAGUGUCAUCCGCUGGAUUCACAAGAGGAAUGCAUUUGCUGCCAAGAAAUUUCCAGAGUGGUGGAUAGGAUCGAGUUGGCACCCGGGGAUGAAAAACCGAAGUGCAUAACAGAGCACCCAGGUUUUCAGUCUGUUGUUCUGGAUAGGGAUGUGCUGGAAACGGCUUACUAUGUGUAUAGGCAACAGUAUGGACCAAUGAAUUUGACCCAUAAUUCAAGCAACAUUCCGACAAGGGGCAUUUUUCGUUCGUCCAUCAACGUAAGUGUUUAACAGUCUCUUAUUAAAGAAGUCAUCGCUUCAUUUGAAACCGUUAUAUUCUGAAAGAGAAGAUUAUGCCAUUUAAGGGACUUAAAAGAAAAAGUGGAGCAGGCGACGAACAUGGAGAAGAAGAAAAGGAAGCCAACAGCCCUCAGAAAGUUGUUAAGGGCAAUGAUUCCCAUGUACAAAAAGGUGAAGCAAUAAAAAGAGGAAUGAAACAUGAGGAUGGUGAUGCAUCAACGAGUUCCACCAGCAGCUUAAAAAGGACGAGCGUUAGAGACAAAUGUCAGAAAACAUGGAAAGACCCUGACACGAUCGCGAAAACUGAGGACGUUCAGUUGGGGGAUGGAGAAGACACAGAGGGUGAAGACAAAGACAGUCCUGUGCAGAAAAAGGGAAAAGCACGGCGUCCAGCAAAAAGAAGAAAGUCGACAAGUAAGAAGAGAAAACGCAGAUCAAAAGAAAUCAAGGAAGAGAGCUAGAGUGGGGACGAGGAUGAUAACGAAGAUAAUGACGACAAAGAAACAUAAUUUUACGGUAGAUGAAAAGAGUUUACACUGAGAAUAUAGGAAGUGUGGUGAUCUUAUGCUUUGGAGAAGAAACAUUGAAUGGACCACAUUUUUAUUUCAUUGAUUUUCUGUGUUUAAAAUAAAUAUAAUAACAGAAACAAGUUCAGAGACACGUAGAUGAUUGUCUUAAUUAAACUGUCAGAAAUGUUUAUACAGCGGAAGUGUCUUUUGUACGUCUCAUUGUCGGAUUUGUACAUCAUGGUAAUCCAAAAUCAUUCUUUAAAUGUCUGAUUUUCUUUCAGUGAAGAGGAAGUUUUUCAUCGUAAGGGAUUUUACAGACAUUUUGUAGAAAAAAGAAUUCUUGCGAGUGAUAUUAUUAAAAUACCAUAUUAUGAUGCAUAUUCUUACUGGCACAUUUAUUGAGCAAACUAUCGAUCUAGGGUGGUAUAUUGAUCGGACACGGUUAUACGUCGGUACGUGCGUCAGAUAUUUGGCCAACCUAUCGAUGCACAGUGUAAUAAUCGAUUGGCUAGGAAUUUGCUGCUAAAAUUGAGUCAAAGACUUAGCCCACCUAAUGAUUCACAGUUUAAUAAUUGAUAGGAUAAGGCUUUAUCUAGCGCAGCGUAAUGACUCUCGUGUCUCUCACAGCGGUCGAUGUGAGUUAAGUUCAGGUCAAGCUGACUUCCUCCCCGGCCAGCAAUCUGCGGAUGGUCGUGGAUUUCCUGCCGGUGUUGUACGGUUUCCCCCCACCAUAAUGCUGGUCGCCGUCGUAUAAGUGAAAUAUUCUUGAGUACGGCGUAAAGCACCAAUCAAAUCAAACUGUUGGGUGAUGAAUGUAGGGCGCUAUAUAUGCGUGUGUUUUAAGAGAUUGUUAUUUUCUAUGCUGUUCAUGAUUAUGCCGUAAUUGCUACAUACUGUUUCCUACAUGUUGUUUUUAUAUUGAUUUCUUUAUGUUCAGUUUGUGGGCCUCCGUGG